This is a messenger RNA of Exaiptasia diaphana, 3101 nucleotides long. Its product is annotated as metalloreductase STEAP3. Gene Ontology annotation, biological process: copper ion import. The record is from RefSeq and is a predicted model, not a curated record. Gene Ontology annotation, molecular function: cupric reductase (NADH) activity; ferric-chelate reductase (NADPH) activity. The transcript is spliced from 8 exons. Gene Ontology annotation, cellular component: plasma membrane; endosome. Bases 126 to 1523 code for a protein of 465 amino acids. NCBI's taxonomy places the organism in Eukaryota, Metazoa, Cnidaria, Anthozoa, Actiniaria, Aiptasiidae.
UUUAUUGCCAGGACGUUGUUUUGCUGUUCAUUUGCAAGGCUCAGUUCCUAGAUCAGUCGGCAAAUUCAGAGUUAAUUUUAACUACCAGUUCCAGUUGAACUUUGUUGUUUCCGUAGUCAAGCAUUAUGUCCAUAAACGAACAACCUAUUGUCAUCGUUGGCACAGGAGAUUUUGGAAGGGCUUUGGCGACAAGGCUCCAUCGCUUUGGAUUCAAAGUUGUACUUGGCUCGAGAAAUCCAAGCACCGUUGAAGCCAAAGUUAUCCCUCAAAAUGUCGAAGUGCUCGAGAACAAAGAAGCCCUACAACGUGGAAAUAUCAUUAUCUUUGCCGUCCAUCGCCAAUCUUACGAAGCGCUUGCGAAUGAAUACCGAGACAUGCUAAAGGAGAAGAUCGUCGUAGAUGUAAACAAUCCACAAACUUCCAAGAAAGGAGCUCAGUCAAGUGGCGAGUAUUUGGGCAGUCUGCUACCUGAAAGUAAAGUUGUCAAAGCGUUUAACGUAAUCUCAGCCUGGGCACUUGAAUCUGAUUCGUUUGGUGGGAGUAAGCAGGUCCCUCUGUGCUCGAACAACGCUGAAGCACGAAGGAUAAUAUUCCAGUUGGUUCGUGAUAUCGGUUUUGAGCCUAUUGACCGAGGAAGCCUGAAAACAGCCGAGGAGCUCGAGUCCAUUCCAUUCCGUUUCUUCCCAUCUUGGAUUAGCCCUGUGGCGUUUUCUUUCAUCUUGUUACUGGUUAUCACGUUGUACGAAUUUCUGCGCAGAUACGUCAAUAAUGGAAGUGUAAAUAUCAGAUGGGAAAAUUUUCCUGUCAGCAAACUCAACAUUUACUUUGGAUUCAAUGCAAUUGGUCUCCUCUACCUUGCUUACCUUCCUGGAUCAUUGGCGGGAAUCCUUCAGCUCAUCAAUGGUACCAAGAGAAAACGGUUCCCAAACUGGCUAGAUCAGUGGAUGAAGGCUCGUAAGCAGCUUGGCCUGAUGGGGUUCUUCUUUGCUCUUCUCCACGCCAUCAUGGCCGUCCUUAUCAUGAAUUCAGCGUUUGCAGGAAGUUUCUAUGAGAAUUAUAAGGUGCAAGUGCAAAACAUAACCAUUAAGCAACCAGCAAAGCUCAGCUUAAACGGGGAGUUGUCCAUGUUCUUUGGAAUCGUGGCUUUCUGUCUUCUGUGCCUAUUGGCAGUUUGUUCUCUUCCAAGCGUCAUCAACACAAUGAGCUGGAGGGAGUGGAAUUUUGCUCAGUCUGGUAUUGGUCAUGUGAUGAUUGUCUGCGCCUUUUGUCACAUGUUGACAAUGGGGACGUUCUCCAUGGUGCGAAGAAACUGGAAGUUCAGCUCCAAUUAUCGCCUGCCAUCUGUUUUUUACAUUGAAAUCGGCAUGGGUUUUUUCGUCAUCUUCCUCCGUCUUCUUCUCUAUGUCCCUUGCUUGUAUAUCCCUCUGCAAAAGAUUCGACAUGGUUGGGAGAGGUCUGCCAAUGGAAAUGUCAAACCAAAGGGCGGUGCAGAGUUAAGAAACUAUGAGAACACUUCGGUCUAAAAUUUUGAUAAUCAUAAGUUUUUCAUUGCUUGGUCGACAUCAGGUUUACUCAAACUUGCCUUUAAUACUGGCCAAAUUUUCCCUAGUGGUGCAUGAUGGGCACUUUACAGAACUGUAUAGAAAAUAAGACGCAUUGAACUGAGCCAAGAACGUCUUCCAUGGUCGGUGGCCAUCACCAGGUUUAAAGAAAAAUAUAGAACAUAAAGAGCACUUUAUAAUUGUAAUGACAGAGAAAUUCUUGGUUGUGGCCUAUAUUAAAAAAAUAUCAGUUUAUUGUACCAAGUAAAAAUGACAAGAAGUAAUAAAUAUACGGUGUUUUAGUAUUUCACGGACUUAGGGCUGUUUUCAUAUAGCCUUGAAAAAAACAUAUACUAGUAGAAACUGUGAGAAACGCUAAAUCAGUUAAUUGAUAAAUCUGGUUUUUAUUAAAUCAAUAAUAUGCUAGAAAUCCAAACUGCAUUAAUAACAGAUAAGUCGAGUUAACAGACAAAAUGUUCUUUAUGUAUGACGGACUCCCUGUAUAACCCUGGAGACUGGUACUUUUCGCGUCACGCGCGCGCGAGCUAUUGUAGCUUCAACAUGGCGGAACUGUCAGUACUUCCCCGUUUUUUCUUCAGUGUUUUUCUGUUUUUGCACCUGGCUUUAGCAAAAAAAUGCAUAAAGCUGGAUACUUGCAGCUGUGUAAUGGACGAUGGAUCGGGUAUUGUUACCUUACACGAGCUGGAUAACAAAAGUGGCGUCCCAAAAUCAGAAUUCACAAAAAUCCCUCAGUCUGGCUCUGGUUCAUUCGUAUUUUCAUGGAAUCCUUGUACAACAAUAAGUAGUAUAGCUGCAUGCAAAGAUAGCAAUUCAUGUCAAGUUAAUAUUGAUGGGGAGUAUGGUAAUUAUCCUGCUGGAAGUUCUAAUACCACUUUCACUAUGGAUUCUGAUGGAAAUCCUGUAAUAACAUAUGGAGGGAUGAUAACAGGGGGUCAUUCAAGAUCUUCAAUAAUCACACUCGCAUGUGACAAGACACAAAAAGUUGGAGAUUUUGGCCAAGGUUUUAAUGAAAAUAACCCAGACAAAAGCACUAGUCAAUAUACAGCUACAUUGAAAUCAAGGUGUGCUUGUCCUGGUGAAUGCUCCUUCUGCAAGGAGUGAUCUCAAUGGUUCUUCUUUGCUUGCGCUAUAGGUGCCAGCCCUUAUGACGAAUACAGCAUUGCCCUAAAUUUUUAUAUUUUUAUGUCAAGAAAUAAUUAAAAGUGCUUUUUUAUAAAUUUAAUACCAUGAGCAAAGCUCAGCUUAAUAAAUGUUAAAUAUUUAAUAUUAUAAAAUACAGUCAAAGACAUGCAUGGGUGUUUUAACACAUGUUAAAAAAAAGAAAACAUAUUAUAUAUUAGCAUAAUAUAAUCUUGUAGACUAAUAUUGUGGAUCAAAAAAUAGACAAAAAACAAUCAAAGAGAAAAAGACCUGAUGUUAUAAUUAUAGAAUAUUUCACAGGUUUUCUUAUCUAGAAAUGUAAUUUAGAGACAUUAUGAAACGUUUAAAUAUUGUAAAUCUGCUUUCGUUAGUUUUUUUAUUAAUAAAAGGACAAUUGCA